ACGCGUAAGCAAAUAAGAGUUCAGUAAACACCGCGUAUUAAGAGUCCCGUACAAAGUUUCGAACCCCUGACCGAGGAAGCGAUAGAGUCAAGACUCUAGACUCUAUCGAUUGUUGCGGAUAAUUUGACCAAAACAGAAUUUGGGCGUAUGAAAGAGAGAAGACGAUUUGAUUUGUUCUUCAUUAGUUGGAUCUCAAUUGCAGGAGCACAAACAAAUCUUUACGAUCACGCUUGCGCUGGCGCAGGACUAGUAUAUUUUCACUGAAUUUUAAGAAAUCUGUAUAUUAGCCAGAAUAAGAUGAGCCAAAGCGAGAGUCUUUCUCUGGACAAGGAUGAAAUUGCGCAAUUGCGCGAGAUUUUCAUGUCAUUCGACAGAAAUCACGACGGCAGUAUAACGGAGCUGGAAUUAGGAUCGCUGUUGCGAUCUGUGGGGUUGAAGCCCAGUCCUGAGCAGCUAGAAGCCCUGAUUCAGAAAGUCGAUACAAACAAUAACGGACUUAUUGAGUUUUCUGAAUUUAUCUCGCUUGUUGCCCCCGAGAAAGCGGCGGAGGCGGAGGCGGAGACUGGAAAGAGGACUCCGUAUACAGAGGAACAACUCCGUGCUAUUUUCCGGUUAUUUGACAGAGACGGCAACGGCUUCAUUACAGCAGCGGAGCUUGCGCACUCCAUGGCUCGGCUGGGCCACGCUCUCACCGUCAAGGAAUUGACAGGGAUGAUUAGGGAGGCCGAUACAGACGGUGACGGCCAGAUCAGCUUCGCCGAGUUUUCCAAAGCCAUAUCUUCUGCUGCUAUUGAUAAUUCCUCUUCCGCUUGGGAGACAUGAUUUGUAUGAUACAUAACAGGAAUAGGGUUUGCUUUCCGUUCUGGAAAUUUAUUUUCAAUUAAAUGAGGGAACGGCAGGGUAGCGCAGUGGUGGCUGACGGCAGGUUUCGAUUUUGUAAGUUUCUGGUUACGCUGUACAUGUUUUUGAUCAUCUAAAUUAAUCGUUGCGGGUUGAAGUUAGGAUUUUCAGGUCAUCCUGCAUGAUCGGAGGAUGAACGGGACCCUGCAAUAUAUAUUUAUUUCCUUUUUCUGUUAGUCACUUUUUCGAGAUCCGGUGGACUGUUCAUUGUAAGAUUAUGGAAUUUCGUGGAGGAAUUCUGCUUUAAUUCUUUCAGAUCUUUUAAUAAUUUAAUGACCGGAAGAGAUUGAUUGUUAAGUUCAUAAGAUCUUCACAGUCCAUGAAUGGAUAGUGUAUUUUUAUCGAUUUGUAUAUCUUUUUCCAUAAAAAAUUGCGAUCAUAUUCUGUAUUCACCAUUAAGAUCAAGUGUUUGAUA
Molecule: messenger RNA, 1315 nt
Organism: Cryptomeria japonica (Japanese cedar)
Lineage: Eukaryota; Viridiplantae; Streptophyta; Pinopsida; Cupressales; Cupressaceae
Product: probable calcium-binding protein CML17
Exons: 1
Coding region: 298-822 (174 amino acids)
Molecular function (GO): calcium ion binding; enzyme regulator activity
Source: RefSeq, a predicted model, not a curated record